AUGUCAACCAUAAAUGUUCGGGUUACAACCAUGGAUGCUGAGCUGGAGUUUGCCAUCCUGCCCAGCACAACUGGCAAACAGCUUUUUGACCAGAUAGUGAAGACUAUCGGGCUGAGGGAAACCUGGUUCUUUGGCCUCCAGUAUCAGGACAGCAAAGGCUUCUCCACUUGGCUCAAGCUGAACAAGAGGGUGACAGCUCAAGAUGUGAAAAGGGACAACCCUUUGUUGAUUAAGUUCAGGGCCAAGUUUUACCCUGAGGAUGUCGCUGAUGAACUGAUCCAGGAAGCAACGCAGCGCCUCUUCUUUCUGCAGGUCAAAGAGAGCAUCCUAAAUGAUGACAUAUACUGUCCACCAGAGACUGCGGUGCUCUUGGCUUCAUAUGCGGUUCAGGUCAAACAUGGAGACUACAAGAAAGACUAUCACGUACCGGGAUACCUGACAAGAGACAAGCUGCUGCCACAGAGGGUUUUGGAGCAACACAAGCUGAAUAAGAAUCAGUGGGAGGAAAGAAUCCAGGUGUGGCAUCAAGAGCACAAGGGAAUGCUGAGAGAAGAUGCCAUGGUGGAGUACCUGAAGAUAGCCCAGGAUUUAGAGAUGUAUGGGGUCAACUACUUCAACAUCAAGAACAAGAAAGGAUCAGAGCUGUGGUUGGGUGUGGAUGCCUUGGGUCUGAAUAUCUAUGACAAAAAGGACAAGAUGACCCCGAAGAUUGGUUUCCCCUGGAGUGAGAUCAGAAAUAUUUCCUUCAAUGACAAGAAGUUCGUGAUCAAGCCAAUCGACAAGAAGUCUCCGGACUUUGUUUUCUACGUACCUCGUCUUCGCAUCAACAAACGUAUCCUGGCAUUGUGUAUGGGGAAUCAUGACCUGUACAUGCGCAGACGUAAACCUGACACCAUUGAGGUGCAGCAGAUGAAGGCCCAGGCCAGAGAGGAGAAGAACAAGAGGCAGAUGGAAAGGGCUCUGCUUGAGAGUGAGAAAAAAAAACGAGAAAACGCUGAGAAGGAAACAGAGAAGAUUGCCCGUGAGACCAUGGAGCUGAUGGAGAGAUUGAGACAGAUUGAAGAGCAGACAAAGAGAGCUCAAGAUGAGCUGGAGGAGCAGACUCGGAGGGCUCUUGAGUUAGAGAAGGAGAGGACAAUUGCUCAGGAGGAGGCUGAGCGCCUGGACAAGGAGCGCAGAGCUGUAGUGGAAGCUAAAGCAGCCCUAUUAUACCAAUCUGAAACCCAGAUCAAGAAUCAGGAGAGCUUGGCCACUGAGCUGGCAGAGCUUACCUCUAAGAUCUCCCAGCUGGAAGAUGCUAAGAAGAAAAAGGAUGAGGAGGCAAAGAGAUGGCAGAAAAGGGCGGUGAUGGUAGAAGCUGAUUUGGAGCGAACCAAAGAGGAACUGAAGACUAAACUCAUAGGUGUCCACAUCCAGGAUUCAGUCCACUCUCACAUGCACGAGCACGAUGAGACGGAUGAGAGCAGCGCAGAGGCCAGCGCUGAGCUGACUUCUCCAGGCAUGGUCCGAGACCGCAGCGAGGAGGAGAGAGUAACAGAGGCCCAGAAGAACCAGAGACUGCAGAAGAACCUCAAGUUCCUGAGCACUGAGCUGGCUGAAGCUGUAGACGAAAGCAAAAAGACCCCCAACGACCUGAUCCAUGCUGAGAAUGUGAAGGUGGGCCGUGACAAAUACAAGACCCUACGUCAGAUUCGUCAGGGCAAUACCAAGCAACGCAUUGAUGAAUUUGAGUCCAUGUGAGACUAUGUGUUGUAGGCCUACUCAGACCGAAGGAAGGACAAGGAUAGAUAAUAAAUUGGACACAGAUUUUAGAAAUGCGGGUGUAGACAAUUGCAUAUGUAGUAAAUUAACCUGAAUAUGACAGUAAAUGAUAUUGAUACUGUGCUUUGAUGCCUUUAAUGUCCAUGAUUUUAAUACUAUUUCAAUGAUAAAUAAGUCACCAAGAAAAUGACAAUCCUUGAGGAUACAUUUUUAAUUUCAAAAGAAAAAAAACACAUUACCAGUGUAAUUCAAUGCUGGAAAUAUUCAAGGCUAAAACAUCACCAGGGCUCUCAUUUAUGAAAAGGUUUGCUGUUGUCCUUUUCAAUCCUAUUACACACAUUUGCAAUAUCAGUGUGCCAAAUAAUGAAAAGCGUAUUAAUACUGAUUAUAAGCAAUGGCAUUUAAGGCACUUGUUAUUACUCCAAAUAAAUAAACAUUAAAUCCUCUAUCCUAAAUAAAUCCUAUACUUUGUUGCAGAAAUAAAAUACACAAAAACACCAUCAGUGUGUUGUGUGUGCAUCAGUUCCCAUAUGAAUCAGUGAGCGUCACCUUCACUGUGCCAACUGAGGCAACACUGUUUGUGCAGUACAAAAAACAGAUGAGCUGUAAUCUAAAAUAAAACCCAAUUAUCACCUUCAAAUAGAUGAGUGGCUAUCUAAUAUGAAUAAACAUAAAAUAACUACAUUGGCACUGGUGUACUGCAUAUAAUCCUCAAUUCCUUCACUUGAUCCUCUGCACCUCUGCCAUCUCACUGCCUCAACUGCCAAGUGCAUGGUUUCCAGAGACAAUCCAGCAGCAAGUCAGACUUCGCAUUUCCUGGUGUAAUAUAUUGCUAUAACACAAAGAGGAAAUAUGCCCAAGUUAAUAGAAAUUCGAUUGAUCUUGUUUUGAUUAAGUUUCUCCAGCUGUCUACACCAUUUGUACUCUGUAGGCUUCUCUUACACCCUUCUCUUGUUGCUGAAUGCUCAUCUAUC
This is a messenger RNA of Lates calcarifer (barramundi perch), 2735 nucleotides long. RefSeq names its product moesin. Gene Ontology annotation, cellular component: microvillus; apical part of cell; cytoskeleton. Gene Ontology annotation, biological process: regulation of organelle assembly; positive regulation of early endosome to late endosome transport; positive regulation of protein localization to early endosome. The transcript is spliced from 14 exons. Gene Ontology annotation, molecular function: cell adhesion molecule binding; actin binding. Lineage: Eukaryota; Metazoa; Chordata; Actinopteri; Centropomidae. The coding region runs from base 1 to 1740 and encodes 579 amino acids. The record is from RefSeq and is a predicted model, not a curated record.